GUAUUUGUCAUUAAUCUUCUGGUGGGGAAGCCUUUGAUUGGGAGACAAACGAUGGAAACCUUUUGUGGAAAGUUGUUUUGCCUUGCCAAUCCUUUAAUUUGUUCUCAGUGUAUCCAUUAAAUCAAAGAUGCUGCAAUUAAAAUGUCACUUAAGUUUGUGGGUCAAUGCCACAGCUUAUUAGCUUCCCACUUCCAUUGCUAGAGGCAGAAAACAUACCUACAUUGCGCACGCGGAAGCUAUGAAAAGCAGUGGUUCUUGGCAUGAUAAGGAAGAGAACUAACGACAGGAGCACCAAUCGCCAGCAGUGGUCAAGUCUAUGGCAAAACUGUACAAACCUUCCCUCCCUAAAGCAAAUUCAUGCUUCCCUUAUCACCAAAGGCUUCAAUUCAUGCUCAUCAGCCUUAAGAGAACUCAUAUUCGCAAGUGCCAUUGCUGUUUCUGGCACCAUGGACUAUGCCCAUCAACUGUUCGCUCAAAUUGCAGAACCGGAUAUCUUCAUGUGGAACACGAUGAUGAGAGGUUCAGCUCAAAGUCAUAACCCUUUAAAAGCAAUUUCACUCUAUUCCCAUAUGGAGAGAAGUGGUAUGAAGGCUGAUAAGUUCACGUUUUCGUUCUUGCUUAAGGCUUGUACCAGGCUUCAAUGGAGAAAAACGGGUUUUUGUAUUCAUGGAAAGGUCGUCAAAUAUGGGUUUCAUGAAAAUAAGUUUGUGAGAAAUACCCUUAUUUAUCAUCAUGCUAAUUGUGGGGAUUUGGGGAUAGCUAGAGCCAUUUUUGAUAAUUCGGGAGAAAGUGAUAUUGUUGCUUGGUCUGCUUUAACUGCAGGUUAUGCAAGGAGAGGGCAGUUGAGCGUGGCGAGACAGCUGUUUGAUGAAAUGCCAGUUAAGGAUUUGGUUGCUUGGAAUGUGAUGAUUACAGCAUAUGUUAAGAAAGGGGAGAUGAAGUGUGCGAGGAGACUCUUUGAUGAGGUUCCUAAAAGGGAUGUUGUGACUUGGAAUGUGAUGAUUGCAGGAUAUGUGCUUUGUGGGGAGAACAGGCAGGCACUGGAAAUGUUUGAGGAGAUGAGAGGUGUAGGAGAGCAGCCAGAUGAGGUCACUAUGCUGAGUCUUUUGUCAGCUUGCACAGAUUUGGGUGAUUUGGAUGUUGGCAUGAAGGUCCAUCGCUCAAUUUUGGAGAUGAGUUUAGGAGAUCUGAGUGUAUUACUAGGGAAUGCCCUUAUAUACAUGUACGCCAAGUGUGGGAGUAUUGAACGAGCACUUGAAGUGUUCAGAGGGAUGAGGGAGAAAGAUGUUUCAACGUGGAAUUCAGUUAUAGUAGGUUUGGCUUUUCAUGGCCACGCUGAGGAGUCGAUCAAUUUGUUUGCAGAGAUGCGAAGGUUAAAAAAUAUCAGCCCAAAUGAAAUUACUUUUGUUGGAGUGCUAGUUGCUUGCAGUCAUGCUGGUAAAGUUGAAGGGGGGCGUCAAUAUUUUAAUCUUAUGAAAGAUGUGUAUGGCAUAGAGCCAAAUGUAAGACACUAUGGGUGUAUGGUGGAUCUUUUAGGGCGUGCAGGGCUAUUGAAUGAUGCAUUUGAGUUCAUAGAAAAUAUGAAUAUUGAACCUAAUGCUGUAAUUUGGAGGACUCUACUGGGGGCUUGUAGAAUACAUGGAAAUGUUGAGCUGGGUAGGCUUGCAAAUGAGAAACUACUUGAGAUGAGAAGGGAUGAGAGUGGGGAUUAUGUGUUACUUUCCAACAUAUAUGCUUCAGUAGGUGAGUGGGAUGGGGUUCAGAAGGUUAGGAACUUAAUGGAUGAUAGUGGAGUGAGGAAAGAACCUGGCUGUAGCAUAAUUGAAGCAGAUGAAGAAAAAGCUCUCAUGCAAUUUUUGUUUGAUUCAAAGCGCAAGUUAAACUCGAGAAAUCAAAUAUCAUGAGCUGCAAGUUUUGGUAAGACAUGCUUUCGUGUCUCUCGCUCAUAUGCUACUGGAAUACAAAUACAACUGAAUACUAUAUGUUGAUAAUGAUGGCCUCACUCAGUCUCGAUUUUAGAGAAGGCAUUUUCGACCUUUUCCCCUCUAAUAUUCCUUUGGAACUAUGACUGACAAACAAGAAUAAUGAGGAUUUGAUAGUGAAAUUCCUGGAUUAUUAUGUCAACAAAGAUUGAGUUUUUUUGUUAUAAUACACCCUAGGGGGCUUAAAGUAUGACAUCCCAUGGCAGCUGGGAUUUGAUUAUUUGAAUACUGUGUUUCUAUACAUUUCUGGUGCUGAGUCAUAUUAAUUUUUCGUAAGUUGGAGUUGUCCAAUGAGCUUUUCUUAAUCUUAGUUGACCAGAGUGUUUGUACCAUUUCAUAUAUUAUAUUUAUAUGCAAAAGCAGCAAUUGGCUUA
Messenger RNA from Hevea brasiliensis (rubber tree), 2356 nucleotides. RefSeq names its product pentatricopeptide repeat-containing protein At5g15300. The transcript has a single exon. The record is from RefSeq and is a predicted model, not a curated record. The coding region runs from base 261 to 1904 and encodes 547 amino acids. Gene Ontology annotation, biological process: RNA modification. Lineage: Eukaryota; Viridiplantae; Streptophyta; Magnoliopsida; Malpighiales; Euphorbiaceae. Gene Ontology annotation, molecular function: RNA binding; protein binding.